UUUGCGUAUCCGGGAAGUGAAUUACACGCAUGUUUGACAUACAAGACAACAACGCGACUAAAAAGAGUUCUACAAAAAUGUGUUUUAGCACCAUACCUAACCGUUAAUCGGAGUCGUAAAUACUUUUUCGGGGACGUAGAAAAGGGCGAGCUCCAUACCGACGUCGUAGGACUCUCAUCGUCGAUCUGUUCGCGGCCGACGUCUUCGUCGCGUACGUCGACGUCGGCCGAGAGCAGGGUCGAGCUUGAGGAUAAACUAAGAGUCAAGCCGAAUGCGACGAGCGUCGAGGUGGAAGUGGAAGUGGAAGUUGUCCCGAACAAUGAACCGGCGAUAGGAGCGGGGACAGAAGCGACAACAACGACAACGGCCAAGAAGACGAGGACGCGAACGGGAACGGGAACAGGAAUGAGUGAGCCUAGCCGGUGGAAGGCAGUCGGCCGCUUGCUUCGCCGCUUGGCGCUCAUUAUGUUUCUGCUAGCGGGUUUGGUUGCCUGUCUGGCUCUACUGGCCAUGUACGCGGGCCUAAUUUCCCUCGUGCAGCUGCUUGUGGUUGUUCUCGUCGCGUAUUUAGUCUCUGGAGGACGUUUUCGAUGGUUCUACGUUGCCCUUAAAACCUUACCCAGAGACGCCAAAGCCAUCUUGGGGUACGCAAAAAUUCUUUGGACUAUUCGGGGACAUGAAAAAAAGAAUCGAAGCGUCGCUGAUGUAUUUCGACAGUGUGUUAAUCGACAUCCUAACAAAGUUUGUUUCAUUUACGAAGACGAAGAAUGGACGUUUCAACAGGUGGAGGACUACAGUAAUAAAAUCGCCACGCUAUUCAAGACACAUGGAUACCGUAAGGGAGACGUGGUUGGCUUGUUUUUGGAAAAUCGUGCGGAAUUUGUUGCAAUAUGGCUGGGUCUCAGCAAGUUGGGAAUAAUAGUGCCACUGAUUAACAACAAUCUUCGUAAAGCUUCACUUCUGCACAGCAUUAGUGUAUCUAAGUGUCAGGCACUUAUUUAUGGAACAGACUACACGGACGCUGUGUUAGAUAUUGUGGGCUCGUUGGACUCGAAGACUACAUUGUACAGACUCGGUAAUCUAUCACACUCCAAAACGUCGAAACUCAACGACAAAGAUUUAACCGCCCUUUUGUCCGACGUUUCUCCGACUCCGCCAGUUCUUCAAGAAAAGGGGUGUCACAACGAUAAAUUAUUGUAUAUUUUCACCAGUGGUACAACUGGUCUUCCUAAAGCAGCAGUUAUAACAAAUGCUAGGUAUAUGUUUAUAGCAACUGGCAUUUUUAUGAUGGCACGAUUCAAAAGUACAGAUAGAUUUUAUACGCCAAUGCCUCUGUAUCAUACUGCUGCUGGUGCAAUGACCACAGGUGCAGCUCUACUUCAUGGAGCGACGGUAGUCAUUAGGAAGAAGUUUUCAGCAAGUGCCUACUUUGCUGACUGCAUCAAAUACAAUUGUACAGUUGGUCAGUAUAUUGGAGAAAUGUGUAGAUACAUUUUGGCUGUACCUCCAGGACCAGAAGACAAGAAACAUAAUAUCAGACUGAUGUUUGGCAAUGGCUUGAGGCCACAGAUAUGGCCCGAGUUUGUUGAGCGUUUUAACAUUCCUUGUGUUGCUGAAUUUUAUGGAGCUACAGAAGGGAAUGCUAAUAUUGUAAAUACUGACAAUACUGUUGGAGCCAUUGGUUUCAUUUCCCGAAUCAUUCCAUCAGUUUAUCCUAUUUCUAUUAUAAAAGCAAAUACUGACGGAGAACCUAUAAGGAAUGCAAAAGGUUUAUGUCAAGUGUGUGAACCAAAUGAACCGGGUGUAUUCGUUGGGAAAAUUAUACCCAAUAAUCCGUCUAGACAAUUUUUAGGAUAUGUAGAUCAAAAGGCAUCUGAAAAGAAAGUAGUUCGCGACGUAUUUACAAAAGGAGACUCAGCAUUUUUAUCCGGUGACAUUUUAAUAGCGGAUCAAUUUGGUUACUUAUAUUUUAAAGAUAGAACAGGCGACACGUUUAGAUGGAAAGGAGAAAAUGUUUCUACAUCCGAAGUUGAAGCUAUUAUUAGUAAUGUUGUUAACUACAGAGACUGUAUUGUGUAUGGAGUUGAGGUUCCAGGAGUUGAAGGUAGAGCUGGAAUGGCAGCAAUAUAUGAUGAAAAUAAUACACUAGACGUCAAUAAAUUAUCAGUUGAUCUGAAAGAACAUUUAGCAUUUUAUGCGGUACCCAGGUUUAUUAGGAUUUUAACAAAGAUUGACCUCACAGGUACAUUCAAAUUAAAAAAGAAAGAUCUUCUAGAAGAUGGUUACGAUCCUAAGAGAAUACAAGACAAACUGUACUAUUUGAGUGAAAAGUCUGGAUACCAGUUAUUAACCACGGAAGUGUAUGAACAAAUUUUAGACAAGAAAAUCCGUUUUUAAGUGAUAUUUUUAAAAAGUGAAUGGUCACAGGAAGAAUAUGCGCUGUAACCUACACUAAAAACCAAAUAAGACCAUAACUGCGAAAUGAAGAAUUUCGGUCUUGUUUGCGCAUAUUCCUCUCGGUUACUUUAGUUACCAACCUCUUGACAAUUCUCAAAACAAUCUCAAAACAAUACUCACAAGACAAGACUCAAAACAAUUGAGCAUCAUACACCCAGUGACUGUGAAGUACAAACGUGCCAAUUCAUAAGUAUUCAUGUC
Dufourea novaeangliae is the source of this 2658-nucleotide messenger RNA. It is a transcript of the gene Fatp1, whose product is annotated as long-chain fatty acid transport protein 4-like. Gene Ontology annotation, molecular function: long-chain fatty acid transmembrane transporter activity; long-chain fatty acid-CoA ligase activity. The record is from RefSeq and is a predicted model, not a curated record. The annotation marks the transcript as partial. Gene Ontology annotation, biological process: triglyceride homeostasis. The transcript has 13 exons. Lineage: Eukaryota; Metazoa; Arthropoda; Insecta; Hymenoptera; Halictidae. Gene Ontology annotation, cellular component: endoplasmic reticulum.